This is a messenger RNA of Heteronotia binoei (common prickly gecko), 7631 nucleotides long. RefSeq names its product SPG11 vesicle trafficking associated, spatacsin (gene SPG11). Lineage: Eukaryota; Metazoa; Chordata; Lepidosauria; Squamata; Gekkonidae. Bases 1 to 7254 code for a protein of 2417 amino acids. Gene Ontology annotation, biological process: synaptic vesicle transport; chemical synaptic transmission; axon extension. The record is from RefSeq and is a predicted model, not a curated record. Gene Ontology annotation, cellular component: cytoplasm; synapse; dendrite. The transcript is spliced from 40 exons.
AUGGCCCGGGCGGCGCUGCCCGUCCUCCUGCUGCCUCUCCAGGCGCCACCGACACCGCCGGGGCCCCUCGCCCGGGCCAAGCUCAGCCGCCGCCACGAGGCCCUGGCCCUCGCCUCCCAGGGGGAGCUCCGCUGGGCCGGGGAAGGAGGAGGCCGGCCCGCCCUCGUCGCCCUGCCCGGCGCCUGCCUGGACUUUGUGUGGGAGAAUGUUGAAGACAAUGAUCCGGCAGUGGACAAACUGAAGCUACUGACUCUAAGCCAGACCCGUGAACUUUCUGUGUAUGAAGUUCUUACAAAGGUGCGAAAAUGUGAAGUGAUGCUCUUGCACAGCUGCAGUGAAGACAGGCUAAAGAAGCUGAUCGAACAAAAAAACAUUAGUUUACCACCAGUCUCUUCUUUGAGAGUGCUCUCAUUUGAAAACAACAGAGCUUUCCUGAUGCUCAACAACUUUAUCGUUGUGCGCCUUGCUUUUCCGGGAGGAGCGCGGGAGGCCGAAGAUGUGGAAGACUGCUUUUUCCUUGACUUGUCACCACAAGUUUUGGAAAGGAUUGUGGAUGCUUCCUUUUGCAGAGGCGUUGUCAUCUUGUUAGAUGAGUCUGGGUGGAUCUAUGUCUUUGAUGCAGUAGAUGGAACGUAUCUGGCCUAUGUUGAUGUUGCUCUCUAUCAAGCAGAGGGGGCAGAAGAGAAGAACCCAGCUGUCCUGUCGCCCCUGACCUCACUGACGGUCUCCCAUGAUCUCAGUGUUGCUGUUAUCACCAACUCCUCAGGCUGUGCUGCGGCGGUUGACCUUGAUUUAUAUUUCAGAGAAUAUCCUGGGCAUUUACUCUGUAAGAGAAAUGUUGACAGCCUCCCUGUAGAACAGCUGAAGGAGAUGGAUGAGGAUGAUCUCAGGAGCUCUGAUUACAGUAUGACACUUCUUAACCAGGCAUUUCGGACAGACAGGUCCUGGAAGGCACACUUAACUUCAUUAUAUGAAAAAACCAAAAGAGUUUAUUUUCCGAAUUUGGUAGCUGAUGUUUACUUGCCUUGGUAUCGACACCAUCUGCAUCUCGAGCACCGUGACUGUAAGGUCCAUGAAACUGCCGAGACCUCCCUUAUUCAGGAUGUCGCUUACGUCUUUUCAAACACAAGGAGGAGAGAUCACAAAACCGCAAAGGAGCGCGACAGGUGGUGGAAGAGCCUGCAUCCAGGAGAGCCGGAAGGCUGCGUGAAAAUGGAAUGCAAGUCUGUGACAGGUUUCAGUGCAUUGUUCACCCUCUCAGGCGAGGGCGAAGGACUGACUCUGGUUCUGUGGGACUUGGAGACUCAAGAUCUUGUGCUUUCUUAUGUGGGCAGGAAUUCCUUCUUUGUGGAAAGCGGCCAAGAGGAGCACUUAAGUCUUAUUCUUUCAGAGCCUGGCCUCUCCUUGGUUCUGUUUGGCUUAACUCAAGAAGAAUUCUUAAACAGGCUGAUAAUCCAUGGAAGCGCCGGCACGGUGGAUUCUCUUUGCCGCCUCAACGGAUGGGGAAGAUGUUCCAUUCCCAUACAUGCCUUAGAGGCUGGCUUGGAGAACCGUCAGCUGGACACUGUGGAUUUUUUCCUAAAGAACAAGGAGAAUCUUUUCAGUCUCACUUCAGCUUGCUCCUUGCAAGACCAGACUUCGAGCACCACAUCAGAUUUUUACUUGAAGAGCGUUGAAGAACUGAGGCCGGCCUUGGACCUGCUUUGUUUGGCAAUCCAAGAAAACGACUCGGAAGCGCAGAGCAAACACUUCUCUGAGCAGCUGCUGAGCCUCACGCUGAAUUUCCUUAACAAACAGCUCUGUGAGAUUUUUGUCCACACGGAAGAACUGGAUGAAAAUCUGAAUGGAUGUGUGAAUAUUUUAACCAGCUACAUCACUAAACUUCGGGCAUUUAUGCUAAAGUUCCCACAUAAGCAGUCCAGCAUCCCAAGCACGCCCUGGGAUCUCGAAGAAGAUGUGCCCGGAGUGCAGCAACGCCAAGCGUGGGAGCAGUGCAGCACAGAGGAAAUUGUUGCCAAUGCUGUUUUAAACAACAAGCUGCCAGAAGCACAGACCUUUUUCCGGAUGACUGGCGAUCCUGCUCAGAAGCUAGAGGAGCUGACUCAGAUAGGGCUGGACCUGGCCUACGGAAGCCUUCGGCAGGGCAACAUCCAAGAAGCCUCCAGGCUCUUAACAAACAUGGGAUUCGAUGUAAUGAAGCAGCUGCACAAAAUAUGUUUCUACACCAGUGAGCAGCCUGUCCGUGACUUCUUGGUGAAAGUAUUGCAAGAGGAAAAUCACUUUUCUGAGGCUGAAAAGGAAACAAUCGACUUUGUAUACCAGGUGGAGAAUGCUUACUCGAGAGUUGGCAGGAAGAAUGCUGAGAACACCCAGUCCAGGCGAUGGGAGAAGGAAAAGGACCCGUCCGCCCACACGGCUGCUUGGGAAGCACUCAUGAAUAGUGAUAAGGACCGAGUUCAUAACAAAGAGCACCGAGUGAUGUUAAGCUGGGCUCAGGCAUGGGAUCACGUCACGCGAGAGAUCGUUCUCCUCCCCACCCGAUUGCCCGAAGAAUUCAAGUCCUGCAAUCCAGAGGUUCUUUGGGCGCACUUGUCAUCCUGGCAUGACUGGGGCAACAUCAGUUUGUGGACUGCAGACUGCCAGUCCCCCGGUGGCUGCACAAACUGGCCAGUGCUGCCCACAGAGGCUCUUGACAGAAGUACCCUUUGCAGCGGUUACAUGAGGAAUGAAAUAUUGGACCACCUGGCUAGAAAUGGGAUUUUUGCACCAGCAGAACUAGAAGAUUUCGAGUGCCUUCUUCAAAGACUGACUCAUGCUGGAGGAGUGAUGCAGAAUCCACAGCCCAUCCCAGAAUUCUCGUCUCCGGCGGGCUUAGAUUUCCACGCCUGCUUUGUCCUUUACUGUUUAGACCACGGGCUGAACCACCUUCUCUACACUUAUUUAGACUAUUAUCGCUUAUCGCCUUCAAACUGCCCCAUUUUGGGCGAUCAGGCGCUACACGAAGCUCAUCCUUGGUUUGAAUUCCUCGUGAGGUGUCGAGACAUCGCCAGCAAUCCCGGAGAUGCAGAGAUGGUUUAUCAGGCUAGUCUGGCAAAUGCCCAAAUCUUGAUUCCCAGUAACCAGGCCAGCGUGAGCACUAUGCUGCUGGAAGGACGGACGCUUCUGGCCCUGGCGACUACAAUGUAUGCUCCGGGAGGUAUUGACCAGAUUCUUCAGAGUGGGAGUGGAGGAGGGAGCCCUGCCCAAAAUGUGGACACCCAGCUGGUCAGGAUGGCUCUUGCUCCUUACCCCAAGCUCAAAGCCGCCCUCUUCUCUCCGCUGACCUCUCAUGGCACGUUGCCCUCCGACGUCUCUCUGUACCAUCUUGUUCAGGCAUUAGUUCCAUUUGAUCCUGCUAAACUGUUUGGCUGGCAGCCGGCAAAUUCACUUGCCAUGCCUGAUGCCGGGAGUGCCCUUCCUCACUUCUCCUGCCCCAAACUCAUCAACAAAUACGCUGUGAUCGAGCGGCUGGACUUCUGCUACUACCUGAGGCACGAGCGCCCCUCCUUCGCUUUUGGGGUCUUCUUAGUCCAGCAGCUGAUAAAGAGCAAAACCCCGAAGCAGCUGGUUCUGCAGGCCGGUCACGAAGCCUAUGCUUUGGCCCUCUCUCUCUUCCACGUUCCAUCCAUGGCUGCUGCCUGUGUCUGUUUUCUGGAAUUGCUGGGCCUGGACAGCCUCAAGCUCCGGGUGGAUGUCAGAGUGGCAAACGUCAUCCUGAGCUUCAUGUCUCGAAGAGAGGAGCCGCAGCACGACUCCAUCCGGGAGUCCUUGGUUGAAAAACUGGCAGAGCUGGUGGAGGGAGUAAAAACAGCUGCAGAAGAGCUCCUGGUUUGCUUGGAGGAAGCUGUUUGGGAUAAGGUCGAGCAUCAGAACAUCAAGAAGACAUCCAGCAGUGCCCGGAAGCAGUGGUCAUUAGUGGUCCAGUUCUGCAGGCUCCACAACCUCAAGCUGAACACCUCCUACCUGAAAGAGUGCGCCAGGUCGAAUGAGUGGCUGCAGUUUAUUGUUGAGGCCCAAAGGUACAACUACCAGCCAGCCGAGGUGCUGGCCAUCCUCCCUGACUUCGCCCCUCCUCUGCGGGACCAUUUGAGGCUGGCCUUUGAGAGCUUGCAGCCCCCCCUCCCUGGAGUAGGAGGCCAGGGGGGCAGCCCCACCAGCAAUCUCUUCCACAUCCUGCUUCGGUGCCAGAACCAGCCCCACCCUUGGCGCUACCUCCUGGGCGAAACCCUGACGCACUGCGCUCCUGUCCUGAGUGUGCUUGCAGCCUGCUGCCAGGAGGCCAACAUCCUCCAUUGCCUCUGUGUUUGGAUAAUCUCUUCUCUGGAUGGCUCCACCAUGGAUGAAGUGACCGACCACAUCAGAGGCUCCGUGGAAGCCCACGAGUGGGAGCUUCAGGACUUGGCCACCCUCUGGCAGGUCCUUUUAAGGAGGCAAAAAGUUAGAACUCUUCUGAGUGGUUUUCAGCUCUUUCUGAAGGAGUCUGCCUUGCUGACGGCGCUUGAGGUGUACGAAUUGUGCAUGGACUACAGAAAUUACCCCGAAGCUCAGACCAGACUCCUUAAGCUUCACGCGAGUCUUUCGAAAAUGGUCUCUAACCAACUUCAGGCCGCAGAGGAAGAGUCGCCUCCCCUUCUGCCUGUGCUGUGGUUGAAGUCUCAGGUCUUGUUUCUCCUGGAGCUGAUGCUGCAGCAGUGCAGGACGCAGUACGAGUUACGGAAACUCCUUCAGAUUUUUGCUGACACGGACACUGUUCUCCCUUGCGGGCCAGAUAUGAAGAAGCUGAGUGCCCUCUGCUGGAUCCUGAAGGACUCAUCUGUCUCAUUCAGCCGUGCCCUCCUAAGCAGUUACACUCCUGGGAACUUCUCAAACGAGUGCAGAAGAAUCCUGGAGCAGCUUCAGGAGAGGAGCUUGUUUUCUGUGGCACGGGACGUGGCAGCAAUGGCCGAGCUGCCUGUGGAUGAUGUUGUUGUCCAAGAGUUGCUCCAGAAUUUGCAUCUCUUGCAACAGAGCGGCCACUGGCCUCAGAAGCAGACGAGGAUUGAAUUUUGGAAGAAAUGCCAGGAGAACUUUGUGAGAAAUGGGGUGUUGAAUCAAACAGCCUUUGAUUUCUUCUCUGCUCAGGCAGACGCGGUGUCUGAGUCCCUGGACAACGAGGGAAUGGCCCCUAUUCAGGAGAGGCGGCUUCUUCUCACGCUGGCUGGCCACUGGCUAGCCACCAGCAAUCCAGUUCCACUGGAUGAACUGGAGGAGACGGAGAGGAAAAUCUGGCUUUGUCACAUCGCCCAACAUACCUUGAGCCAGGGUUCUGGGCCAGCCAAGGAUCGCUUCUCUCACCAGAUUUCCCUGAGUGGCGAACUUUCCUUUGAUGCCCUAGCCAAAGAGUUCUCUUUUUCCAAGCUUCCUGCCCUGAGCUCCCCCAAGUACCUGCGUCUGGAGCACUUGCCUUCCCAAGAGACAUCGUGGACCACCCUUCCAGACGCUGACCUGGAAUCCCUGAGUUUCUUGAUUGGGCGCCUUCUGGAUGAGGGGAGGGUGCACGAAGCCAGCCGCGUGUGCCGGUACUUCAGCUUCUACAGCCGAGACGUGCUGCUGGUCUUGCACUGCAGAGCGCUGGCGGCCGGGGAAGCCUUGGGCAACGACUGUCACCCGGAGAUCCGAGCCAUCCUUGCGAGGAGAGAAGAGGAAGAGGAGGAGGAAGGGGACCGGGAGCUUCAGAACAGGCAACCACAGAGCACCUCCAGCCUGGAGUCCUGGUCCUUCAUGGGGGUCCCCUAUUCAGACGAUAAGGUUGUGGGCAGCCUGCAGGACCUGACGGCUGAGUGCAUGCACGGGCGGAACUACUGCCGGCAGGUCCUCUGCCUCUACGAACUGUCCAAGGAGCUGGCCUGCUCGUUCAGCGAGAUCUCCGCCCAGGACGCUGAGAAGCUGCUGCGGGCCAUCUUGUCCUCUCAGCAGCCAGACAGGUGCAAGAAAGCGCAGGCGUUCAUCACCACCCAGGGGCUGGAGCCGGAGGCAGUGGCGGAGCUGGUGGCUGAGGAGGUCUUGCGGGAGCUGCUGGCCCCUUCGCCAGGGGAAGGGGGGCAAAACCCCAUUCUGAAUCCGGCAGAGGAGAGCCAGUCGUUCUUGCAGCUGGCCAAACUCUGCCCGGACUGCACUCUGGUGGGCGUGAAGCUCCUGGAUAGAAUUUCUUCCGUGCCACACGGGGAACUUGGCUGCACUACGGAGCUGCUGAUUCUUGCCCACCGCUGCUUUAGCUUGACCUGCCACAUGGAAGGGAUCACGCGUGUCCUCCAAGCCGCCCGGCUGCUCACCGAUGAACAUUUGGCGCCCAAGGAGAAGUAUGGCCUCAUGGUUCGCCUUCUGACUGGAAUCGGCAGAUACAACGAGAUGACCUACAUCUUCGACCUGCUGCAUGAAAAACAUUACUUUGAGGUGCUGAUGAGGAAGAAAUUGGAUCCGAGUGGGACCCUCAAGACGGCCUUGCUGGACUACAUCAAGCGCUGCCGCCCCGGGGACAGUGAGAAGCACAACAUGAUCGCGCUCUGCUUCAGCAUGUGCCGAGAGAUCGGGGAAAACCACGAGGCAGCAGCCAAUGUGCAGCUGAAGCUCAUCGAGUCCCAGACGUGGGAGGAGAGCCUCCAGGACAUCCCCAACCUGAAGAAGCAUCUGAUGAGAGCCCUCACCCUCUUCCUGGAUGCGGCAGAAAGCUUCUCCAAGGACUUCUGUGUGCGCCAGUCCCUGCGCUGCAGCCGCCUGACCAAGCUCAUCACCCUGCAGCUCCAUUUCCUCAGCACCGGCAGCAGCCCCAGCACCAAGCUGAUCAACCUCCGCCAGCAGGAUCUGCUCGAGUGCAUUGUCAGCCUGCCCCGCUUCUACCAGGCUGCCAUUGUGGCCGAUGCCUACGACUUCAUUCCGGACUGGUCGGAGGUCCUGUAUCAGCAGGUGAUUGUCAAGGGUGACUUCAGCUACCUGGAGGAGUACAAGCAGCGAGGCCUGCUGAAAGCCAGCACCUUUGAGGACAUUGCCCAGAAGCUGAAGCAGCACCCCAGCAGCACUGCUGCUCCUCUCAAGAACCUGAAGAGGCUUCUGACUUACUGUGAGGACAUCUCCGUGUACUACAAGCUGGCUUACGACCACCAGCUCUACGACGUGGUGACGAUGCUCCUGCAGGACCCCCAGACAGGCUCCUGCUUGAAUGACCUUCUGGCAAACUAGGCCGGGCACCGGAAGGACAGCUGGAGCCGCGGGAGAGCCAGCCCCGGCUUCAGCACCUGGGACAGGAGGGGCUUGCUCUUUCCCCCCACAGCUAGUAUUGGCUGCUGCACUCAGCACAGACUUUUGAAAAGAAGGAUUUGUUUGUGCAAAGAGACUGCAGGCCUUCAUGCCCGGAGCUGCUGCUGUUGCUCUGAGCGACCCCUUGGCAAGGGAAGCGGGAAAUGGGAGGCUUUUGCUGCUGGGUUUCCACAUGCAGGGUGCUGGUCACCCCCACCCCUUUUAAUGCAACUGGUCUGUGGGGUUUUGAGGACACUUUGUUUAAAAAUGUGCUUUCUAAACAUCUAACCUUCCGUGGUUUAGAGAGACCCUUGACCUCA